Drosophila pseudoobscura is the source of this 1025-nucleotide messenger RNA. RefSeq lists its product as uncharacterized. Bases 410 to 694 code for a protein of 94 amino acids. The transcript is spliced from 3 exons. Lineage: Eukaryota; Metazoa; Arthropoda; Insecta; Diptera; Drosophilidae. The record is from RefSeq and is a predicted model, not a curated record.
UGAGCGAAACGAAUUGGGUAGUUGUAGUUGGCACCGCUUUGGUUAUUGCGAGCAGCAGCAAAAAGCACAGCACAAUAGUGUGAGGCGAGGGCGAGCCCCCCUCUCGGGCCGGUGGAGCUCGCUCCGGCGGCUCCCGUUGCUACUGUUGGCGCUGCGGCGGAAUGUAGACGGAGCGGUAUCGGCAGUCUGGUUUCAUACAUGGACUUCAAUAGUUCGGCGCGGGCAAACUCGGCAAGAGCUUGCAAGAUCGACAGCUACGUCCGCUGUACGCCGGUGGCAGAGAGUGUGUUUUUGUCUGUUUUGUGUGACUAAUUCGCAACCCGCAAUCGGUGCUGUGCUUGGCCUCGCUGAUGAGCUUUAAAAUCAAUCAAGGCGACUCUAAUCAAUAUCACCAGGUCAACGAGGUAUAAUGACUGGAUCAGUCCACGACCCGAAAUGGAGCCUGGAGCGACGCGAGUCGUCGGGACAUUUGGUUUGGCGCAAGGAGUCGCCAGAAUCGAAAGUGCGCUUUCGGUUUGAUGUCGAGGUCCUGGAGUUUGAAAAGCAUCCACACGAAGAGUUUGAGGAAAAAGAAGAUCACUUCUCAACCUCAAAUCUUUCAACGACAAUUGCUUUGUGCGCCACAUGUGUCGCCGUUGUUGCCGCAUCUGUGUUUCUACCCUGGUAUCUUAUGGAGAGAGUUGGUUCAAUAUGAAAGCUUUCGGUAAAGGGCUUAAAUACAUUUAUGUACUAUAUGUACAUACAUCCGAUCCGUGACGGUAUUAAAUAGACUUUUGUGUAUAUGCAAUGUAGAUUUUAAAUUAGCUUAAAGUGUAAAUAGUGCAGUGUAAAUAUGACUAUACGAAGAAAGAGCGUUUUUGAAAAUGAUGUGACUUAUGUAUAUCAGUUUUGAAAUGAGGAUUAUAGGAUCUGAUCUACAAAUUCUCAUAAGUAUAUUUGAGGUGUAGCUAAUGUCAGAUCAAAUGCUGUUGCAGGAGAUCACAAAGACAAUGUAAUAAAUAAACAAAAUACAUACUUGCCUUUAA